Mus musculus (house mouse) is the source of this 5129-nucleotide messenger RNA. RefSeq names its product family with sequence similarity 149, member B (gene Fam149b). The record is from RefSeq and is a predicted model, not a curated record. The coding region runs from base 185 to 1207 and encodes 340 amino acids. NCBI's taxonomy places the organism in Eukaryota, Metazoa, Chordata, Mammalia, Rodentia, Muridae. The transcript has 9 exons. Gene Ontology annotation, cellular component: cilium. Gene Ontology annotation, biological process: cilium assembly; protein localization to cilium.
GUCGGAAGACUAUAGAGUGGGAACUCUGGGAGGUGGCGGUCCGGAAUCUAAGCGACGGGGCGAGACGGGGCGAGACGGGGCCGGUAGGUGGCAGGAGGGGGCCGGGCCGGAGCCGGCGGGAGGGCCAGGCCCCGAGGCCCCCGCCCUGGCUUGCCCGCCCUGGCCGCAGAGGAGAAAAAGGAGGAUGAUCUCCAGAUACACUCGGAAGGCCGUGCCGCAGAGCGUGGAGCUGAAAGGACUAACAAAGCACGCUCUUAACCACCACCCCCUUCCAGAGCGACUGGAUGACAUUUCCUCUACCAACAACAGCCAUGGAAAAGAUACAAGUUCUCACAGUGAAUCUGACAUCACCCAAGAAUCACCCAUUACAUCAACUGACACUGGGAAUUCGAAUUCGCGUUCUGCUUUUCCAAGCUACGCAGGCACAGGGGUCUCAACAGAAGGCAGCUCCGACUUCUCUUGGGGAUAUGGUGAACUUGACCAGAAUGCCACUGAGAAAGUGCAGGCCAUGUUUACAGCCAUCGACGAGCUCCUGUAUGAGCAGCAGCUGAGCGCACACACACAGGGCCUGCAGAAAGAGUGCCAGCAGUGGGCGGCCAGCUUCCCUCACCUCAGGAUUCUGGGUAGGCAGAUAAUUACUCCGAGUGAAGGCUAUGGAUUGUACCCUCGAUCCCCUUCUGCUGUGUCAGCUUCACAUGAAGCAACCUUGUCUCAAGAAAGAGAGUCUACCAUAUUUGGUAUAAGGGGAAAGAAGUUACAUUUUUCAUCUUCUUAUAAACCAUCCCCCACCAUCAAAGCCUCCGGCUUGUGUGCAGUUGGAGGAGAGGAGGCAGACUGUAUAAUCUUUUCUGAAGGGGUAAUCGAGGAGUACCUAGCUUUUGACCACACGGAUAUGGAAGAGGGAUUUCAUGGAAACAAAUCAGAAGCAGCUACAGAGAAACAGAAGUUAGGGUACCCUCCCAUUGCGCCAUUUCACUGCAUGAAAGAGGAUGUUCUUGCUCAUGUGUUUGACAACGUGUGGAGCAAGGCUGUGGGCUGUAUGGAGCAGUUGACGCGUAGUCACUGGGAGGGAUGUGCUUCUGAGAAGAGGCCGAAUGAGAACACAGCAAGCAGGUGGCCAUCUGCAAGCCAGAAAGAAGCCAUAAGAGAGCCCAGCCCUGAUGGCAGCUUGAUCUUGGACCCCAGAACUAGCCCUCAAAUAAUUUAGGCCAUCCUCUCUGAAGCUCAUGCUGCCCUGGGUAUGUGUACCACUGUGCUUUUGUUGUGUCUGUCUGCCUGGAAUAGCCUCUGUCUCUCUCCUCCUCCCCCUUAAUGCCCAUACUCAAAUCUAUAUUAAUAAAAUUAUUUUUAAUAAACCCCAACCUUGCUUGAAAUUUCUUUUUUCCCCUUUGUUUUCUCUGUGACCCUGCAUGCUGUGCCUUCUCAUUCAUCGGUCUCGUCUGCGCUUUAAGCUACUAACUUUAUUCACUGUACGUCACUGGUGUGAGCUCAGAGUUGACCUGUAGGAUCUUUAUACUUCCAUGCCUCCAUCUCAUAAUUUGAAACAAUAGAAUAAUGCUGGGUGUUUUAUUACACGCCUGUAUUGCCAAUACUCAAAGGCUGAAGUAGAAGGAUGCUGAGUUCAAGACCAACCUGGACUAUGUAGUGAGACCCUGGCAAAAGGUGGGAGGUAGAGGAACUUGAAAUCUGUCACUACCUGCGGUCUUCUGACACCCUCUCACUGUGAGCUGUAGUUUCCUGUCUUUUACUUUUGAGUUUUUGAUCUUGGAAAUUAUCUUAGGCAAUUGUAGGCCGUAUCUUAUUUGUUUACAUUUCCAGGAUUUGUUGCAUUGUUAUCCAUUGUCCACUGUAUGAGCGCACGCCCGUGUUUCAUGGCUUUAUUGGCUGUUGUAAGCAAGUGAGUGAGUAAAGCCUGUCACUGUUGCAUCUUGUCCAGGAGCAAACGUCUAGCAAAUAGGUUUUUGAAACCAUACAGAUCGGGCUCAAAUUGACUAGGUAGCAGGGUACAAGUACUCUUAGUUGCUGAGCCAUCUUUCCAGCCUCAAAUCGAAUACUUUUGAAGUGGGGAUGUAGCUCAGUGUUAGAGCACUUUCCUAGCACGUGCUAGGUUCUGAGUUCAAUACCAAAUACUGCAUACAAAUAAAAUAAUUUUAAAGUAGAUAUUCCUGAAUGAACAGCAUCCAAAUCCAGAAUAGAAUGCUACCGACACUCCAGAAGCCCCUCUUGACUUCCAACACCACAGAUUAAUUUUGUUUUAAAUUUAUGUAAGAAUAAGCCAGGCGUGAUGGUAUAUGCAUAUGAUCCCAGCAUAAGAGGCAAAGGAGGGGAAUCGGGAGUUUCAACCCACUUAACUACAUAGAACCCAACACUUCCCAAAGCUAGGAGUGGUGACAUACCCCUUUAAUCCCACCACUUGGGAGGCAGAAGAUCGAAGCCAGCCUGGUCUACAGAAUGAGUUCCAGGACAGUCAGGGCUAUACAGAGAAACCCUGUCCCUCCUCCCUCCAAAAUGAACAAACAAAAAGAAACCAUUUCCCUAAACCAGGUAUAGAGGGACACACCUUUACUUCUCAGUACUUGGGAGACAGAGACAGGAGAAUCUCUGCGAAUUCAAGGAUACAAAGAUACUAUCUCAAAAAUAAAAGAGAGAGAGAGAGAGAGAAAAGGAAAAGAAAAAAAAACCUUCCCUCAGUUAUUUGGGUAGUUGAUGGUUUUUGUGUAUACACACACACAUAGAAUUGGUAGGUCAUGUGAUAAACUAUGCCAAUAUCAGUAGCAUCUCCCCCCAGAUUUUUCUAAUGUGACUUUAUUUAUGCAUACUCUCUCAGCUAUUGUGAAUUCCAGUUGUCCAACCUUUGCUGUGUUUGUUGUUGUCUAUGUGUAUUCCCUUCUGAGAUCCAAGAGAACAGAACUAAUACUCUUCAUUUAAUGACCUGGUCAGGGCCAGUGAGAGGGCUCAGCAGGUAGAAAUGUUUGUGUGCAAGCCUGAUAACCUUUGUCCAAUCCCCCAAUCUCAUGAUGGGGCAAGAAAGAGCUGACUCCUUAACGUUGCUCUCUGACCUCUGCGCAUGCCUACGCACUCGCCUUGGCAUGUGCACACGCUCACUUCCCCACCCCUUCAUAGACAAACCCAGUGGGAGAUAAAGCAGCUGCUUAGCUUGUAGUGGCGCACACCUAGAUCUUAGCACUUUGGUGGAGGAAGGAAGAUGAGGAACUGAAAAUCAGGCCUGGCAACAUAAAACGCUAUUUCUAAAAUAUAAAUUCAGUGAGUUGACUUAAAGGCCCUGAAAGAGAGUGCCCUUUUGUCACACAGAGCCAGACAAACCCUUUUCCUUUUUUUUUUUUUUUUUUUUUUUUUUUUUGGUUUUUUGAGACAGGGUUUCUCUGUGUAGCUCUGGCUGUCCUGGAAUUCACUUUGUAGACCAGGCUGGCCUCGAACUCAGAAAUCCGCCUGCCUCUGCCUCCCAAGUGCUGGGAUUAAAGGCGUGCGCCACCACACCCGGCUGACAAACCCUUUUCAAGGACAGUUAUUCAUUCUCAGUGCCACUUUGCUCUGCCCUCCAGACUAAAGGAAGCUGGGAACAGCCUGUAAAAGAACACUCCCGUACUUGGUGCAAAGAUAACACUUGCAUGCAGGGCUCCCAUAGACCAAGUGGCUCUUUGCAUGAGAGCAAACUGGCCUGGAACAAACCAAUAGAGUGACAUCUUCUCCCAGUACAGAAGGAGGGAAGCUAAUCUAGUUUGCUUUUGUUGCUGUGAUAAACACCAUGACCAAAGGCAACUUGGGGAAGAAAGGGUGGAAUUUGUCCUGGUCUUAGUCACCAGGGAAAACAAGGUAGGAACUGAAGCAAAAGCCAUGGAGUAGUGCUGCCUUCUGGUUUGUUCUCCAUAGCUUGUUCAACCUUUCUUUCCCCUUUUUUUUUUUAAGAUUAUUUUUAUUUUAUUUUUAUGUGUACAUGUAUUUGCCUGCAUGCAUGUCUAUGCACCAUUUGCAUGCAAUAUUUGUAGAGGCCAGGAAGGUGGUGUGAGACCCCCUGAGACUAGAGUUAUAAGCAAUUUUGAGCCAUCUAGCAGUCUUAACCUACUUUCUUAUACACCCCAGAAUCAUUUGUCCAGGGGUAGCACCACCCACAUCAAUCAUUAAUCCAAAAAAAUGCUGCAGAUCCAUAUCUAUAAACCAGUCAUAUGGAAGCAGUUCCUCAAUUGAGUUCCCUCUUUCCAGGUGACCCUAAAUUGUGUUGACAAAAAAACUAGCCUGCAGUUUAGUCACGUGACAAUCUGUUCUGCUUUAUGUUUGUCUGUAAGCCAAAAGUGUAUAAAACUGAGUAGUGCAACCAGUGGUUUUUAUGUGCAUUAGUUUUUUGUCUGCAUAUGUCUGUGUAAGGGUGUCAGAUCCCCUGGAAUUAGAGUUAAAGACAAGUGUGAGCUGCUGUGUGGGUGUUAGGAAUUGAACCCAGGUGCUCUGGAAGAGCAGCCAGUGCUCUUAACCACUGAACCAUCUUUCCAGCCCAUAACCGGUGUUCUUACCGCUCACAAGUGCAGAUGGAUAAGAAGGGCCUCAGUUUCUUGCAGGAGCUUCAGCAUUUGUUUGCACAUAAAACUUAAUUCCCUGCCAUCCUCACCCAGGGCACUUUGGCUCAGCCAUGCUAAAGAUACACAGAGCUAACUAGAGCCCUCGGAGGCCUCAGAGCUUCUGUUUGUUACAGUUCUCAAUCACUAGGAAGAAAAUACUUAGCUUUAAAUCAUUACCAUGGCUUGACCCUGACUUGCUAAUGGGGAACAAGGUUCACUGCUAAUUGUUUAUAAAGAGAUGGACCACCUCUGAGUUAGAUAGUGAACCAAAUGAUGAUAAUGGAAACGAUUUAGAGGCAGGGAAGACUACAAGAGUUCAUACUGGUUUCACUGGGAAACAUGAUUUGUCCUCAAGCUCAUUUUUAAUUAUACUUAAUGUUGAAAAGUGCAGAAAUCCCAGUUCAUGGUGGUGAGGCUCUGAGAGUAAAGGAGCUUGCUGCCAAGGCUGCCAGCCUGAGUGUGAGUCCCCAGAGCCCACCUGGUGAAAGGAGCCAGCUGUCAAGGUGUCCUCUGAUAGGACUCCCUAGGAGCCCCACGGUACAGGUACAUGCAUACAAA